AGAGCGCCCGCCAUGCGCGCUGCCCCCGCUGCCCCGCUGCUCCAGCUGCUGCUGCUGCUGGGACCGCGGCUCGAGGCUGCGGGCGUCGCAGAGCUGCCGCUGCCCGCCGUGGUCCUUGCCAUCCUGGCCCGCAAUGCCGAGCACUCUCUGCCCCACUACCUGGGCGCGCUGGAGCGGCUGGACUACCCCCGGGCCAGGCUGGCCCUCUGGUGUGCCACAGACCACAACGUGGACAGCACCACAGAGAUGCUGCAGGAGUGGCUGGCUGCUGUGGGCGAUGACUAUGCCGCUGUGGUCUGGAGGCCUGAGGGGGAGCCCAGGUCCUACCCAGACGAAGAGGGCCCUAAGCACUGGACCAAAGAAAGGCACCAGUUUCUGAUGGAGCUGAAACAGGAAGCCCUGACCUUUGCCAGGGACUGGGGGGCCGACUAUAUCCUGUUUGCAGAUACAGACAACAUUCUGACCAACAACCAGACACUGCGGCUUCUGAUUGCGCAGGGGCUGCCCGUGGUGGCCCCGAUGCUGGACUCUCAGACCUACUACUCCAAUUUCUGGUGUGGGAUCACCCCCCAGGGCUACUACCGCCGCACAGCCGACUACUUCCCUACCAAGAACCGCCAGCGCCGGGGCUGCUUCCGUGUCCCCAUGGUCCACUCCACCUUCCUGGUAUCCCUGCGGGCGGAGGGGACAGAACAGCUGGGCUUCUACCCCCCUCACCCCAACUAUACCUGGCCCUUCGACGACAUCAUCAUCUUCGCCUACGCCUGUCAGGCUGCUGGGGUCUCGGCCCACGUGUGCAACGAGCACCGUUAUGGAUACAUGAACGUGCCUGUGAAAUCCCACCAGGGGCUGGAGGAUGAGAGAGUCAACUUCAUCCACCUGAUUUUGGAAGCGCUGGUGGAUGGGCCCCCCAUGUGGGCCUCAGCUCAUGUGUCCCGGCCCCCAAAGAGGCCCAGCAAGAUGGGGUUUGAUGAGGUGUUCGUCAUCAGCCUGGCCCGCCGGCCCCACCGCGGAGAGCGCAUGCUGACUUCGCUCUGGGAGAUGGAGAUCUCUGGGCGUUUGGUGGAUGCCGUGGACGGCCGGGCGCUCAACAGCAGCGUCAUGAAGAGCCUCGGCGUGGACCUGCUUCCUGGCUACCAGGACCCCUACUCGGGCCGGACACUGACCAAGGGCGAGGUGGGCUGCUUCCUCAGCCACUACUCCGUCUGGGAGGAGGUGGUUGCCCGGGGCCUGGCGCAGGUCGUGGUGUUUGAGGACGACGUGCGCUUUGAGAGCAAUUUCAAGAUGCGGCUGGAGCGGCUGAUGAAGGAGGUGGAGGCGGAGAAACUUCCCUGGGACCUGAUCUACCUCGGCCGGAAGCAGGUGAACCCUGAGGAGGAGGCAGCCGUGGAGGGGCUGCCGCACCUGGUGGUGGCCGGCUACUCCUACUGGACACUGGCGUACGUCCUGAGCCUGGCCGGCGCCCGCAAGCUGCUGGCCUCCCAGCCCCUGCACCGAAUGCUGCCCGUGGAUGAGUUCCUACCCAUCAUGUUUGACCAGCACCCCAAUGAGCAGUACAAGGCGCACUUCUGGCCGCGGGACCUGCGGGCCUUCUCAGCCCGGCCCCUGCUCGCUGCCCCCACCCACUACGCGGGGGACGCUGAGUGGCUCAGCGACACAGAGACGUCCUCGCCCUGGGAUGAUGACAGCGGCCGCCUCAUCAGCUGGAGUGGCUCUUACAAGACCCUGCGGGACCCCCGCCUGGACCUGGCCGGCAGCAGUGGGCACAGCCUCCAUCGCCACCCCCAGGAUGAGCUCUAGGUGGGCCUCGGUUUUCUCUCCCCUUCAACAGCUGACUGUGUUUGGGUCUCCCUUUCCUCUUCUCAGCUGUCUUCUCUCUCGCCCUCUUUCCGUCUCGGGCUUCCUCUCUCUCUGUCUCUGUUUGUGUCUUUGACCGUGUCUGCAUUUCUCUGUCCACCUCUAACUCCCUUUCUCUCGCUCUCUUUAUCUCUGCCCAUCUCUGUCUCUUCGUGUCUCUCACUAUCUCUGUGUCUGUUUCUGUCUCUGUCUCUCACCGUCCAACUCUAGUUCUUUCUACUUCUCUCCCUCUUACCUCUCUUGUCCCACCAGGUCAGGGUGGUGACUCCAGAAAAGCACCCGGGAAUAGGCCAUAGCUGUCCAGGGAGCAGAGCAAGAGCCGCCACCAGGAACCACAGACCCAUGAGAGACCUGGCUGCCACCUUGGGCAUGGCCCCUCUGCCCUCUGGACCCGUCUUCCAUUGGGAGAAACCACUCAGAGAUGGGUCCCCUUCCCCACAGGUCACGCAGCACAAGGGCAGGGCUCACAGGCCCUCUUACUUUGCCAGCCUGAUUCAGGGCCUGGGGUGGAGGGAAGAAGGGAGGGCCCCCAGCCUUCAAGUUCAAGCUGGGCGGACACAGGAGCCCUGCCCCCAGCUGAGGACCCAGCUGCUGGGGCCCCUCUACCGCCUUCUACCUCCAGCUGAGUUCCCUACCCAGCUUGACACAUGGGUGUCACCUGCCACCCUCUUCCCUGGCCAGUGGGAAGUGCAGGGAGGGAGGUGGGAGGAGGACCCAGCACACAGUAGGCCCUCAAUAAAAGCUGGCUGGUAUUGCACUUUAUACUUU
This is a messenger RNA of Kogia breviceps (pygmy sperm whale), 2625 nucleotides long. The record is from RefSeq and is a predicted model, not a curated record. NCBI's taxonomy places the organism in Eukaryota, Metazoa, Chordata, Mammalia, Artiodactyla, Physeteridae.